AAAGGGAAAGUACCACACCGAGGCCUGACGGGAAAGUGGCGGUGUCAGAGAGCCAGGAAGGGUGUGUCUGUUUGGAACAGGAAGAAACGCAGGCGAGGUGCCUCGGGCGGGGGGAAGCCAGCCCAGCUGCCGUGUGAGCUUCGGUCAGCCGAGAGGGCCUUGCUGGUGCUAAGAUGUUCUUUACCUGUGGCCCUAAUGAGGCCAUGGUUGUCUCAGGUUUCUGCCGCAGCCCCCCAGUCAUGAUAGCUGGUGGCCGGGUGUUUGUGAUGCCCUGCAUCCAACAGAUUCAGAGGAUCUCACUGAAUACUCUGACCCUGAAUGUGAAGAGUGAAAAAGUUUAUACCCGGCAUGGCGUCCCUAUCUCAGUUACUGGCAUUGCCCAGGUGAAGAUCCAAGGCCAGAAUAAGGAGAUGCUAGCCGCUGCUUGUCAGAUGUUCCUGGGCAAAUCAGAGGCUGAGAUUACCCAUAUUGCCCUGGAGACCCUGGAGGGGCAUCAGAGAGCUAUCAUGGCCCAUAUGACUGUAGAGGAAAUCUACAAGGACCGACAGAAGUUCUCGGAGCAGGUCUUCAAGGUAGCCUCCUCUGAUCUGGUCAACAUGGGAAUUAGUGUAGUCAGCUACACUCUCAAAGACAUCCAUGAUGACCAGGAUUAUCUUCACUCUCUGGGGAAAGCCCGAACUGCUCAGGUGCAGAAGGAUGCCAGGAUUGGAGAAGCUGAAGCCAAGAGAGAUGCAGGCAUCAAGGAAGCAAAAGCCAAGCAAGAGAAAUUGUCUGCUCAGUACUUGAAUGAAAUCGAAAUGGCCAAGGCCCAGCGGGACUACGAGCUGAAGAAGGCUACCUAUGAUAUCGAGGUGAACACGAGGAAAGCUGAAUCUGACCUAGCCUAUCAGCUCCAGGUAGCCAAAACAAAGCAGAAGAUUGAGGAACAGAAGAUGCAGGUGAUGGUGGUGGAGCGGACCCAGCAGAUUCAAAUCCAGGAGCAGGAAAUUGUCCGUAAGGAGCAUGAGCUGGAGGCCAAAGUCAAGAAACCUGCAGAAGCAGAGCGCUACCGACUGGAGACACUGGCUGAGGCUGAAAGGACACAAUUGAUCAUGCAGGCUGAGGCUGAGGCCGAAUCGGCCAGGUUGAAUGGUGAGGCUCGGGCCUAUGCUAUUGAGGCCAAGGCCCGGGCUGACGCCGAGCAGAUGGCCAAGAAGGCAGAGGCCUUCCAGCAGUACCAGGAGGCAGCCAUGGUUGACAUGCUUCUGGAGAAGCUUCCAGAGGUGGCCGAAGAGAUCAGCAAGCCCUUGACUUCAGUGAAGAAGAUCACCAUGGUGUCAAGUGGGACUGGGGAUGUGGGAGCUGCCAAAAUGACUGGGGAGGUGCUGGAGAUCAUGAACAAGCUGCCAGACACCAUUGAGAAACUCACUGGCAUUAGCAUAUCUCAGCAGAUAAACCAGAAGAAGCCAGGACGAAUGAACUAAACGCUGCAGAUUUUGGGGGGUGGGGAGGAGCCAUUCCCUAGCAUGAACUCCCAUGAACCUCAUCUAUAUGUAUGCAUAUAUAGAGGUCUUCCCCAUCCAGAGCCCUCUCAGAUCGCCAAACUCAUGGACUGAAUUCUUGCAUGUUGGCCAACAACACUUCACUGCAGAGAUCUGUCACCUUGCUGUACACCCCUUGUGACACCCUUGUGUGUAUCUUAGAAUAUCCUGAUAUUGAGUGCCACUUGUAAAGCUUGAUUCUGCUGCUCCCAUCCCCACCAUUCCCACUUCGAUUCACAAGCACCCUUUGUCAGACCACUGAUUUCAGUUCUUGCUCUGUUGUCUGGAUGCUCUGGUCACUGUCACUCCAAAAAGUUAUUCUUCUCCAAGAAUUUAAGAAAGGAGCUGCUUCUGGAAUCGCUGAGAAGGCAACAGGAAUGUAGUAUGGAUGCAGGUGAAUCUGAGAGGCCUGUUUUUUCCCCAGGUUGGCAGGUACUGGAUGUUUUGCCACAAAGGUUUGUAAGAGUUGAGAGUCAGAGUUGGCAUAAAGUGGUGGGGUUUUGAUGGUAUUUCUAAGGCAUUGCUACAUGUGUGGAAACGUUACGGAGAAGCAGUUUUGCGUUCUUGCCUGAUGCUUAUGAAGUAAUUAGUGAUUGUCAAAGAUGCAGCCCUUGCCUAGUCAUAGGACUGGAACUACACCAAGCUCUCUGUAUUUUUGCUUGCCCAAAACAUCCGUGCCAGUUCGGCCUCCUUCUCUUUUUGUGCCAUAGUUGAUUCCUAAGAACUAAGCUUCCUCAAGCAAGGUCUCUCUCUCACUUUUUAAGGUGAGCUUAUAGCAGCUUCCUUGCACUAAACUAGAAGUAUUGAAAAUCAGACAAGCAAGUACCUACGAAAGGCACAUGUCACACUGUCUGUGUUGCAUUGAUGACAAGUGGGUGACCAUAGUGAGAUGAAAGUUUUGUUAGGUGUGCAUUGCAGAGGCCAAUGUGGACUGAUGAAUCUUUACCCCCCUCUCUUUAAAAUCAAUAUCUGAAUGUGCCUUAUAUCUGUUUAACAACCAUACACUACCGCCACCGCUCUCAUUGCUGGAAGAGGGGGUGUGGAGACACAAUCAUAGGCUUCUUAACUGGAAAACACAAUCAGGAAGGUCACACGGGGGCAGGUUCAUUUGGCUUGUACCAUUUCAGGUUCUGGGCAGGGAUGGAGGAUUAGACAUUGCUGCUCGUGAAAACCUCGGCCCAGGUCUUGCCCUAGGUUUCGCUAUUGACAUGCUAGUUUUCUGUGUUUGCAGGGAGUUUUCACAUGGGAGAGCACUUGAACAGGAAUCCUCCCAUGGGCAUUCUGAAGUGGGCACUCCAUACACACAAUUCAACGGCAUGUGUAGUUCAGUUACACUGCUUAAAAUGAUUGAUGAGAGAAGGUUGGCCCUCUGAGGAGUGACUAUUCAAGCAGUGAAAAUUGGCUGUGAAUAGUCCCAUGCGCGCAUGCGCACUCACUUCCCCUUGCUCCAUUCGGAAUGGGUGCACUGUAGUAGAGAAAGUAUUGAGAGUCUCCCUUUUCUGCUGGUCGCCAGUAACCAUCCCUUACACUUCAUGAUAUUAUGAGCCAUGCCUAAGCUUCCUGGUCUUGAGCUGUGGGCUCCCCAGUGUUGCUUUUGCCUUUUGUCUUUGCCCUGAGUGUCCCAAGCCAUGAGUGACCCCUGCUGCUCACUCCUUGAAUGAACCAUGCUUGAUAUUACUGCAGUAGUUCUAUGGGGCCAAGAUGCCAUACCCUGUAACUGUGAUGGAGAAGCACGUGUGUGUGUGUCCUCCAGCUCUUGCCCUGCUUGCUGUGUCGUGAGGCCUCAGCACGGUGCCUUGUCCUAAGAGGCAGGAAUUGCCCAUUCCUCCUCCCUGCUACUGAGAUCCUCGGCUUAUAAUAAAAUCCAGGAUUACUGCC
This is a messenger RNA of Hemicordylus capensis (graceful crag lizard), 3398 nucleotides long. It is a transcript of the gene FLOT1, whose product is annotated as flotillin 1. The transcript is spliced from 13 exons. The record is from RefSeq and is a predicted model, not a curated record. Bases 174 to 1463 code for a protein of 429 amino acids. Gene Ontology annotation, biological process: protein localization to plasma membrane; protein kinase C signaling; positive regulation of cell-cell adhesion mediated by cadherin. Gene Ontology annotation, cellular component: plasma membrane. Lineage: Eukaryota; Metazoa; Chordata; Lepidosauria; Squamata; Cordylidae.